Molecule: messenger RNA, 3073 nt
Organism: Pocillopora damicornis (cauliflower coral)
Lineage: Eukaryota; Metazoa; Cnidaria; Anthozoa; Scleractinia; Pocilloporidae
Product: protein spire homolog 1
Biological process (GO): cleavage furrow formation; actin filament polymerization; intracellular transport
Cellular component (GO): cytoplasmic vesicle membrane; cell cortex
Molecular function (GO): actin binding; microtubule binding
Source: RefSeq, a predicted model, not a curated record
CCCGUGAGCGCUGUGUGAAUUCAUAAUUAAACCACACCGGCAGUCACCCACAUAACUCGGAAAAAUUUCUAGUUCUCACCCUCACAAUUUUGCCUUCGUUAUCCACCUCGAAAGGUGUUUCGGUGAAAUGUCAUCUCAGAGGGAAGAAAUGAUUCUCUCCGAUAUUCUCAAGUGCUUUCGAGCGCCUUUGAGUGAAGAACAAGCUUGGGCUGUGUGUUAUCAAAGCACUAAGGAACUGAUCGCCAUUCAGAAAGAGAGCUUUGGGGCAUUGAGACAGCAAAAAAUCGACAUUCAACUGUCGACGAUUGAAAUUCGCAAAGACGGUAGUGUUUUCUUCACUAAGAUAGACGAAUCGAACUCGGUUCAACGAGAGUCUGCUGUCCUUUUCGACUUGGGAAGCGUUGUUUAUGAGUGCCUAGACUACGGUAUGGAGGCGUUUGUAGAACGUGAACUCGAUGAAGAACUCGAAAAACUCAUUGUGGACAUGACCAACUGUGAUCACAUUGGUGAAGGGGUUUUGAUUCCAGACAACUUGAGCUUUGAUCUACCGAGCCCUCGGGGAAGGUUGAUAUCGAAAAAUGAAAGUGAUUGCUCCGAAAAGGUUCAAGAAAUCAUGAGCUGUGAUAUCACGCUGGAUGCUGUUUUGAAUCGCUGUGCUAACCACCUGCCCAAGGACAUUAUCGACCCAGGUGAACAUUUCCGCGCAGUGAGUCGAGCGCUCGUCAGCGAAGCAGUGGAAUUGUCAGCAUUUCUUCACCAACUCUGCAAUGGACGCGCUCUUGUCGCUCAAACAUGGGGACGUGGAGUAGGACCGACAAAUUGGGCUUUCUUACAAAGCUUACAGGCGGCAGAGUGGGCCCAGUUAUGGCUGCAAGUCAUGAAAGAGCUGCGACAGGGGGUGAGCUUACGGCGUGUUGAUCAAGCCAAAUUACCGCUCGUCACAUACGAGCUGUCGCCUUACGAGAUUCUCCUUCAGGACAUUCGGAACAAACGCCACACUUUGAACCACGUCGACAUCAAUGCCAUGGUGAAAAAAGACGCCCACGAUGUCAUUCUGGAGUUCAUUCGAUCCAGACCGCCGUUAUCGAAGGUGAGCCUUCGUAAGAUGAAGCAAUAUCCGAAGAAAAGUCCGAGCCCGUUUGAUAAGUUAUUAAAUGAGAUCCGAUCACAGCCGAAGUUGAGGCCUGCACCUCGACCAGCCUUAAAGAGCGUGAGAGAAAUCUACUUUGAAGAGAAAACUGGCGUUCCCUUAAACGAGACGGAUGUAGCACCACCCAAACGCAAAUGCCUCAAACCAACAAUCAAACUGACAGAAUUGAUCAAUCGCUGGGAUUCCUCGUCUACUGUGGAGAUAGACCCAUCACCGACCAUCAGCCGAUCGGAAACACCACAAGUCACAAUAGCUGAUGAGGAAGAUAUCAACGAAGACAACUUCCUAAGCAAACCCGAAGAGAUUUUUGGAAACGUUACCAGGAGGGUUAGUAACUCGAGUGAUUCUAGCUUUUUGUCGCUCGAUGACGAGGACUGCAUCAAGAACAGAAGUUUCGCCAGCUUUGAAAUGAGCGACCCCGAAUGUGAGCCAGUGUUUCCACCGUCUCUCUACAACCUCCGUAACCUCGCCAUUACGUCUAAGAUCUACAUGACCCUCAAGGAAGUGAAGCACGUACGUAAGACGUUAGCUUCGUUAGAUUUGGGUGCCCUGGACCCCGAAGAAAAGCUCUACAAAGAUUUAGCUCAUGGGAGGCUGUGUUUUUGCUGUCAGUCCAGGAAAUUCUCCUUAUUUGGAAAGUGGUCGCGUGUUUGUGAAAUCUGCGAACGUAAGGUCUGUGACUCUUGCAUUCAUGUCAUGGAAUCUUCAUCCAGCUAUAUUUUCCAAGAAGAGGUAAAUUUGAACCAAAGAGAUUCCGGAAUCGCUGACAUGUCCUGGCCAUUUGUUGGUUACCUAAGCUUAGGCGGAGAGUCUGACAACGGAAAAUCGCGCAAGGUUUGCCUUGCUUGCAAACGAUUCAUAAAUAUGCAUUGCUAAUUAUUUGAUUCUAAAACUUAAGGGUUGUAUAAGGAAACCUGGUGACAUGGUAUUAUCUAGAGAUUACUAAAUUCGCGACAGGGUAAUUUCAAAUGUUUAUUUUGACCUCGUUAUAAAAUAUUUAAAUAUCUGAAAAACUGUAGAGAAAAAUUGGAAUUCGACGACGCAGUUAAUGCUUUGAGCUUUCAUUUUGUCAAGGAGUCUCGCAAUUGAUAGACGAAAAAUGGAUGUAAAUCUCGCUAGAACCAAAUAAGCAGUUAUCUCUUGGAUAUUUCUAACCAUAAAAGUUAAUUUUAUGUUAGUAACCUGUAAUACAUUGAAAUUGCACUUAUAAGUUUUCUGUUCGUUAAGAAAGAUACGGCAACACUGCAUUCUGCAUGUUGAGUGAUUUUCUUGAACACUUAGUGGAAGAUUGCUUUCCAUGAAAUAUCCAAUUGUCUUCGCCAUCCCGAGCGUACAAAGAAAAAGUCUCAGUUUUGUAAUUGACAUUUGAACUAGAAGGAAAACAAAAUGAAAUGUGUAAACUUGAUAAAGAGUUUGUAAAAGAUUAUCCGCAAGGUUAAAUUUUGUAAAAAUGUCGAUCGGACAUUACAGAGAGUGGUUGAAACGCAAAAAUAGUGCAUGAAGACGCAAUAUGUAAAUUUGUGGCAGUCUGUUCGAAUGUUAAUUAUUUAAUUAUAGAUAGAAUUGAUUAAAGGUGUGAAUAUUGCUCCAGACGGAAGAAUAUCGUUUUCAAUUUAUAAAAAAUUGUGCAUCAAUUCUGAAAGCAAUCAAUACUUCAUGUAAUCACGAUUGAAAAAGAAAUAAUUACAUGAACCAUGGACAAGAGAACAGUUCUCUUGUUGUGAAAGGGUAAGAUUAACCAGUUACUUAACAAUUAAGUACGAUAUUUAUUUUUUGUAAGAGAGCACAUCGUGUGGUCGUAUUCCAUUAAUUUAAGAUGCAAAUAAUGUAUUAUAGUAUUGUGUAAGAUACAGACACAAUUGGCGAUGAUGGCCAAGAGCUCCGCACUUGAGCAAGAUGUGAAUAAAAGAAUUCUACAGAGUA